UUCAUAAUAAGAUUUCAAUGGCUAUGAAAUAUUAUUCCCCACAAGUUUUUAAUAGUUUACUUUACAGUGCUUUGGUGUUAUACAUUCAAGUAACAUAUAUAACGGUGUUAUAUCGAACGCAGAAACGAAAAGGUUUCUUGACAGGGAUAGGGGACACGUUGUACAGGACCUUUGUGGCUGUAUCUGAUUCUUUCAUCGCGAUAUCUUGCAGUCAGGGUUGCUAACUUAGCUAACUUAAGUAACUUAGCUUAUGUGUAGAAUGCAAUGUAGCUAGCCUCACGUGACACCCAAUCAUCUACUGAAGGAGCAUCUUGGGGACAUUAAAAUGGGAUUACUGAAUAUCGUUGACCAGUCUCCGUUGGUCCAGGCCAUAUUCAGCCGUAAUGCUGAGGAAGUGAAGUUUCUGUUGCUCCACCAGGAAGAUGUCAACUCCCUGGACCAAGACCAUCGUAGCCCGCUACAUGCUGCUGCUUAUCUAGGAGAUAUCCAAAUUAUGGACUUGCUCAUCAGUUCAGGUGGAGAUGUAAAUGCCAAGGACCAGAGUUGGCUGACGCCUCUACAUCGAGCAGCUGCCUCAAGGAACAAGAAGGCUGUUUGCUUGCUCCUGAAUCAUGGAGCAGAUGCAGACACAAAAGACAAAUCCUGGCUCACACCUUUACACGUGUCAGCGGCUAACUGGGCUAUAGGCUGCGCAGACGCUCUCAUACCACACCUUACCAGCCUGGAUACUGCUGACAAGUCAGGGAGAACAGCCCUGCUUCAUGCAGCCUACAGUGGGCAGGACGAGAUGGUGGAUCUGCUUCUCAAAAGAGGAGCUAGCGUUGGUGUCGGUGACGAGAAGGAACGGCAGCCAAUACAUUGGGCUGCAAACCUAGGACACUUGGAGAUAGUGAAGCUGUUGGUAGGUCGUGGCGCUGACGUGAUGUGCAAGGACACACAGGGCUACACCCCUCUGCAUGCUGCCGCUGGAGGGGGGCAGCUGGACGUGGUGAAGUACCUGCUAACACUCAACGUCGAGAUUGAUGAGGGCAACGUGUUCGGGAACUCGGCCCUUCACAUGGCGUGCCAUACAGGACAGGAGGCCGUCGCCAUUGAGCUCAUGAACUGCGGUGCCAACGUCAACCAGACCAAUCACCAUGGUUACACGCCACUGCAUCUGGCAGCCAUCUCCACCAGUGGGACACUUUGUCUGGAACUACUGGUCAAUAAUGCCGCAGACGUCAACAUACAGAGCAAGGAAGGGAAGAGCCCUCUGCAUAUGGCUGCUAUCCAUGGACGCUUCACUCGCUCCCAGAUCCUUAUCCAAAAUGGUGCAGAGAUUGACUGCACGGAUAUGCAUGGAAAUACUCCCCUUCAUGUGGCUGCUAGGUUUGGGCACGAGUUGUUGAUCGUCACCUUGAUAUCCAAUGGUGCUGACGUAGCCAAACAAGGGAUCGAUGGGAUGCUCCCUCUGCAUCUGGCCGCACUCUACGGCUUUCCCGACUGUUGUCACAAGCUAUUAACCUCAGGUCAGUUGUACAAAAUGACGCCGUCUCCGACAAACGAGCCUACGGCCCCCGCUGGUUUUGACAUCAACACCCCGGACAGCCACGGAAGGACGUGCUUGCACGCCGCUGCCUCCGGAGGAAAUGUGGAUUGUCUAAACCUGCUAUUGCACAGUGGUGCCAACCAGAGCAUCAAGGACAAAUUGGGAAGAUCUCCAUUGCACUACGCUGCAGCCAAUGGGAGCAGCCAGUGCACGAUGGGCCAGGUCAGAGGUGGGGCCGAGGUGAACGAGGUGGAUCUGAUGGGCUGCACCCCCUUACACUACGCCGCUGCUUCCCACACCUUCAGCAGAGAGGACAGACAGGAUUCCGGUUAUUAUGACCAUGAGGAAAGGGCAAAGGAAGCCUAUUUAUGUCUAGAGUAUUUGCUUGACAACGGGGCGAACCCUGCCCUGAAGAAUGGCAAGGGAUACAGCGCCAUGCACUUUGCAGCAGCUUACGGCAACAGACAGCACCUGGAGCUGCUCUUGGAGAUGUCCUUUAACUGCCUCGGGGAGGGAGAGAGUAACCUUCCCGUCAGCCCUUUGCACUUAGCGGCGUACAACGGCCACUGCGAGGCGCUGCGUGUGCUGACAGAGACGCUGGUGAGUCUAGACGUGCGAGACUCUCAGGGUCGCACCGCUCUGUACCUGGCCGCCCAGAGAGGCUUCGCCCGCUGUGUGGAGAUGCUGCUCAAGCACGGGGCCACCUGCCUCCUAAAGGACUACAGACGCAAGUGGACUCCUCUCCAUGCUGCAGCUGCUGAAGGCCACAUGGACUCUCUGCUCAUCCUGGUCAACAGAGAGGAGAGCGCAGAUAUUUUGGACAGCACCGACAUACAGGGACAGACUGCAUUAAUGCUGGCGGCCCUGGGCAGUCACACGGACUGCGUCCACAUCCUGCUGGAGAAAGGCGCUGCCGCCAAUUCAGCAGACAAGAAGGGCUGCACCGCCUUGCACAGGGCUGCCGUCAUGGGCAGUGAGGGCUGUGUGUGCGCGCUGCUGGAGCACGGGGCCGCCGCUCUGGGCAGGGACUCUCAGGGAAGGACCCCGCUGCACCAGGCGGCGUGCUGCGGCCACACCCAGCUCCUGGGCUACCUGAUCAAGGCCGCGGUGCAGGCGGACACCCUGGACUGCAUGCUGGACUUCAGUGGGUACACGCCCACCCACUGGGCGGCCUACCACGGUCAUGAGGAAUGCUUGAGAAUUUUACUUGAAAAUAAACCACUCACCAUCCAAGAGGGACACUCGUUCACACCUUUGCACUGUGCUCUAGUGAAUGGCCAAUGUGGUGCAGCCAAGCUGCUGAUGGAGAGUGGCGGGGCUCGGAUGGUCAACACCAGGGACCCUAAAGGAAGGUCCCCGCUGCACGCCGCUGCCUAUUCUGAAAAGGUGGACGGCCUCCAGCUGGUCCUGGACCAGGGGGCCGAGGUCAACGCCGUGGACGGCUCCGGGCGGUCGGCUCUGAUGGUGGCCGCCGACCGUGGACAGUCCAUGGCCGUCGAGAUGUUGCUCCAGCAGGCUAAGCCAGACCUGACCCUUCUGGAUGUCAACAAUAACACCGCUCUGCACCUAGCUUGCAGCAAGGGCCAUGAGAUGUGUGCCCUGUUGAUCCUGGGGGAGAUCAGCGAUACUUCCCUCAUAAACGCAGCCAACUGUGCUCUCCAAAUGCCCCUACACAUAGCAGCCAGGAAAGGUCUAGCCACAGUCGUCCAAGUGCUACUCAGCAGAGGUGCCGCUGUAAUGGCUGUAGAUGCAGAAGGGUGCACACCAGCCCUGUCUUGUGCCCCAAACAAGAAGGUGGCAGACUGUCUGGCCUUGAUCCUCUCCAUGAUGAAGCCUUCCCCUCCGAAAGAGGCCUCCAACUUCAACGCUAACCUCAAGCACUGUGGAAUCUCCAUGUUCUGCGGGGAUACCGGCAAUCUCAAUCACGCCUAUACUGAGAAGUGUUGCAGCAGUGUUGGCCUGCAGCACUGCCUUACUGAGUGAAGCCCCCUGCCCCCCCCCCCCCCCCAUGAUCCCCGUCAGUACCCAGAGGCUGGGUCCCUCUACAGUCAGCCGCUCCCACUCCUUUUCAUCAAUUAGAAGGAUCAAAUGUAAUUAUAAUAUAUGUGUGUGUGUGUGUGUGUGUGUGUGCAGGGGCAUUUAUAUAUCUGCACACAUCUUGUUUAAAAAGAAAAUCAACUUGUGGUCAACAAGUGAAAUUAUGCAAUUACACAUAUUUUUAUUAUGGUACUGUAUUACUUACAAAAGCAUAACCUUACAUUUUUUCCAAUACGAUCUUUGGAUGUUACAUUUCAAUUUUCUGAGAUGAGAUGUGAAGGAAUCUUGAAAUACUAUAUGUAGCAAUAUUCUGAAAGUAUUUUUCUAACUUAUUUAGUUACAAUUAUAGCUCACAAUCUCUAUAUCAAGUCGAUGUAAUAAUGAGUGUGAAUUAUAAGAGCACACCUAAACCGGUUUCUCAAUAGCUUGCAAAAUGUUGAUUGCCUUACUUAAAAUGAAUAUUGAUGUAAGCACAGUCGCACACGAAGACACACACGUAUGACAUAACUAAUUUCAAUAGUUUUGAGGUAAUAUAAUGGAUACAAUGAUAAGGAAAGAUGUUUGAGAGAUUCUAAAGCAACCUUUUUAGGGGGGAUAUUUUAAAUUGGCCUGUAGUUGAUUUUUGUAUUUUAAUGCAAAAUGUUCUACAAAACUGAUCAAAAAUCUACCAUCAUGUUGGGUUUGGAUACAAAUGUGGCUUUCUAAUUCAAAGCUGUAAUGGUAUGUCACUCUGACAACUAGACAAUGUCAUUAAGUUUUAUUAUACUGAGGCAAACACUACCGUCUGAAAUGUCUUCAGAAUCAAUUAUUCCAGUUUCUAAAAACACAAAAGCCAGUCCCUUUUGUAUAAUUGUUUAACAUUUGCAUACACGUUCUAUUUGUACUUGCAUAGUAAGCCAUUGAAGGUGCAGGUAUUUAAAAGCAAGGGUUCUGCAAUAGCUAUUAUAAAACACUAUAUUCACACUAAAUGUUCUGACUUAAGUGCUUCUAAAUGUCUUUCCAGCUGGGGAACAUUGAAUACUUGAACCAUGUCAUAAGUGUAUUUAUUAAUAAUAUUUCUGCUAAAAAUGUAAUUGCAUUUCUUGAGUCAUCUUUUUAGAGUGCAGGCUUGACUAGGAAUUGCAUUGAUUGGCUUGGCUCAACGUCAAGUAUACCAGACAGAUCUUCAUAGGAAUUUGUACAAAAUAAAUUCCUGAAUAAAAAAAGAGAAGUAA
Molecule: messenger RNA, 4779 nt
Organism: Gadus morhua (Atlantic cod)
Lineage: Eukaryota; Metazoa; Chordata; Actinopteri; Gadiformes; Gadidae
Gene: ankrd52b
Product: ankyrin repeat domain 52b
Exons: 28
Coding region: 326-3511 (1061 amino acids)
Molecular function (GO): protein binding
Source: RefSeq, a predicted model, not a curated record